Scomber scombrus (Atlantic mackerel) is the source of this 2112-nucleotide messenger RNA. RefSeq names its product target of myb1 membrane trafficking protein (gene tom1). Lineage: Eukaryota; Metazoa; Chordata; Actinopteri; Scombriformes; Scombridae. Gene Ontology annotation, cellular component: membrane; endosome. Gene Ontology annotation, molecular function: ubiquitin binding; phosphatidylinositol binding; clathrin binding. The record is from RefSeq and is a predicted model, not a curated record. Gene Ontology annotation, biological process: signal transduction. The transcript has 15 exons. The coding region runs from base 135 to 1511 and encodes 458 amino acids.
CCCACUUUGUUGUGUGAGCUGCAGCAGCGGCAGCAGCAGCAGCAGCAGCAGUGUGCAGGAGGCAGCCGCCGGUUGGUGCAGACGGCUCGGCCCCGGGGACGUCGGUGCUUUGCUGGGCCCUCACCGCCUUCAUCAUGGAGUUUUUAAUGGGAAACCCGUUUAGCACUCCGGUGGGACAACGUAUCGAGCGUGCGACCAGCUCCAGCCUGCCGUCCGAGGACUGGGCACUCAACAUGGAAAUCUGCGAUGUCAUCAACAGCGCAGAGGAAGGACCCAGAGACGCAAUCAGAGCCGUUAAGAAAAGGAUUGUGGGGAACAAAAACUUCAAGGAGGUUAUGCUGACGCUCACUGUCCUGGAGACGUGUGUGAAAAACUGCGGCUAUAAGUUUCACAUCCUGGUGACAACGAGGGAUUUUAUCGAGGGGGUUCUGGUGCGGUCGAUCAUCCCGAGGAACAACCCUCCUCUUAUCCUGCACGACAGAGUGCUCGGUAUCGUACAGGCGUGGGCUGAUGCAUUCCGAAGCUCACCAGACCUGACAGGUGUGGUGUCAGUGUAUGAAGACCUGCGAAGGAAGGGACUUGAAUUCCCCAUGACAGAGCUGGACGGCUACUCACCCGUCCAAGCUCCCAAAAAGACUUUGCCUGGGAAUAGACCUGCUGUAACUACUCUUCCUGCUGUGGUCCUAUCUUCCAAACCUCCACUCGUUCCACCCCUGACCUCUGAGCUAAAACAGGCCUUAGAGGGAACUGAUGCCUUAACUCCCAACCAGGUAACAAAGCUGAAGACAGAGCUGGGAGUGGUGCGGAGCAACCUGACUAUGAUGUCAGACAUGAUGAGUCAGCUGGAUCCCGUCACGGUAAAACAAGCAGACAUGGAGCUGCUGGAGCAGUUAUACACAGUUUGUAAGGAAAUGCAAGAAAGGAUAGUGAAGAUCGUCCCCAGACUCAGUGAAGAGAAGCUGAUUGAGGAGCUGCUGGCGACUAAUGAUGAGAUGAACACCGCCUUCACUCGCUACAGCAGGUUUGAAAGACGAAUAACAAACGGCCAAAACUCAACACAGAAGAGCCACUCAUACGUCAACCUCGCAAACCUCAAUCUCACAGCGUCUGAGAGCCAACCAGAGCUUGCAUCCGUCGCCUAUGACAGUUUGUCCAGUCAGAUGGCAAGACUUAGCACAAGUGAAACAGAUGAUUCAGACACAUUAUUACAGAGGAGAAAUCUCUCAGCUCAAGAAAGACCAAGCGAGCAGAGUGAAGUUGCAGUGGACGGCUUGGCUCGAGCUCAGGACAGCAGGCUACAAAUCACUGGAACGAUUCCCAUCAACCAGUCCAAUGUAAUGGAUGAUAUUGAGAAAUGGCUUGCACUGGAGGAUGAGUAUGAUGACUUUGAGGACUCGGAUGGUGUGACCAGUGAAGAGUUUGACAAGUUUCUGGCAGAAAGAGCAAAAGCAGCUGAGCUCCUGCCUUCUGUCCGAGCGUCCUCACAGGACACCAACCACUCCGAGUCUUAAGCUGCACUUAAAGCUGCCAAACUAACACUACUCAUGAAGCCCCUGCACCAUCGACUGAGAGAUGCAGAUUUCUCUUUGAUGAAUGGUUGAGUGGCACAUCUGAUAUGGGAACUGCAACCCAUAUUUGAGGAAAGACGUCAUAUCUGUGUAUACUGCUCUUUACUUGGGUGCAAACAGUUUUUUUUAACUGCUAAAAAAAAAUAAUGUUAUUCGCUGAAGGACAGAGGUUUUUACUUACUUGACAUUGUUACAAGGAGUUUGUUCAUGUGUGGAAUGCAAACAUUUGCACAUUUUAUAUGAUUACAUUCCUGCUGUUGAAGGAGAGAAGAUAAAGUUACUGAAAAACAACUUUUGGAACAUAGAUAAUGUAUUAAAUAGCUGUGAUAUGUAUGUCAAAUCUCAUGGUGGGUUACAGAAAACGCCUCUGUCAAAGUAGCAAACACUAAACAUGUAUGUAAGAGAAGCUCAGCUAUUACUAUAAUAGUCUGAUGAUUGUUUUCAUGUUGUUAUUAUUAUAAUCGGAUGUCGAAGAAAUUUACAUGAUGUUUUUUACAUCCAACAUUCCCCUUGUGAAAAUGUUUUACUUGAAGAUUAACAAAAA